This is a messenger RNA of Saccoglossus kowalevskii, 1788 nucleotides long. Its product is annotated as solute carrier family 25 member 44-like. Gene Ontology annotation, biological process: branched-chain amino acid transport; transmembrane transport; branched-chain amino acid catabolic process. Gene Ontology annotation, molecular function: branched-chain amino acid transmembrane transporter activity. Gene Ontology annotation, cellular component: mitochondrion. NCBI's taxonomy places the organism in Eukaryota, Metazoa, Hemichordata, Enteropneusta, Harrimaniidae. The record is from RefSeq and is a predicted model, not a curated record.
UGGAGGUCGUGUUUGUUCUGAUUUCUGGUCAAGCCAUGGAAUACGAGAAUUAAUUGUAACUGUCCGUACAAUGGUUAGUUGAGAUAGACGAAUACGACAGUCCGCGGAAAGUACAAUGUAUACAGACUUCGCAGUUGUUUAACUUUAACGACAAAAGGCAAGUAUUGCCAACUGAACGAUCGCGCCACCGAUAUCCGGUAUCCCCGACCUGAUAUCGCAUGAUAUUUGUCACACCACGUUUUUAUUUUACGUUGACGAUUUGACAAACCCGGAAGCAUAUUCACAAAUUUGUACACAAAUCUUAUGAACGAGGAAUAUUUUCAAUAAACCACCAGUCUGCGCUUUGUGUGUUAUGGUUUGAGACAAGUACGGUUACAAGCACGAUUACGUAACCGUACGGUAAAACAACAACAAUCACUUGUCCGUGCAAAUGAAUGGAGCAAACUUUCUUCGUGCACCGCUUCCAAGUUACUAUUAGUCGUUUUGAAAUUUCUACUUGUAGAAACUCAUUCGCGAUCAGAACAGUGGUUGUAAUUGCACGUAGUUGAAGUGAAACUAUCACAAUCAUGACAUCUCCGCCGCGGGAAGCUAAAAUUAUAGAAUGGGACGACAUGGACAAAAGGAAAUUUUAUGGAUUCGGAUUUUCGAUAAUGAUGGGAAUUCGUGCAGGUAUUUACCCUACAAUUCUUGUGAAGACACGUCUUCAAGUUCAAAAACAUGACACGUUUUAUAAAGGCACGUGGGACGCUUUUAAAAAAAUAAUUCGCUAUGAAGGUAUGCGUGGUCUGUACCGAGGUUUCAUGGUCAAUGCAUUUACAGUGUUUUCUGGUCAAUGUUACAUUACAACAUACGAGCUGACCCGAACAAAACUUGCACACUGUAGUAAUUUUACACGGUCGUUUGUGGCGGGCGGCGCAGCAUCUCUGAUUGCACAGAGCAUAACAGUGCCGUGCGAUGUGGUCUCGCAGCUUUUGAUGAUGCAGGGGCAGACGGGAGAUGGACGAGUGAUUGCUGGUGUGUCGCCAGUCAAGAAGACAUUUGGUGUGAUUCAAACUAUCUGGGUACAGGAAGGAGUCCCUGGGUUCUACCGAGGAUAUCUGGCAUCUCUACUGACGUUUAUUCCUAACAGUGCAUUAUGGUGGCCAUUUUAUCACUUUUAUUGGCAACAAUUGGUAUCGAUUGCUCCAUCUGGUGUGCCAUUUAUAGCACUACAAGCUGUGGCGGGCCCCGCUGCUGGCAUGACAUCCGCCACGCUUACCAACCCUAUGGAUAUAAUCAGAACCAGGUUACAGGUAUCGGGCGGCACUUCUAUUAUCGAGACCUUCAACGAACUGAUCAAAGAAGAUGGGAUGAAAGGCUUGACAAAAGGACUGACAGCGCGAUACGUGGCUACCGUGCCAACGAGUUUCAUGAUCUGCGUCAGCUACGAGUUUAUUAAGCGAAUUAGUCUGAAGUCACACCUUGCUGAGACAUUGCACUGGUGAUACCUCACCCCUGUCAGUGUAAUGGAAUGUCCCAGAAUAGUUUCUUCAUAUUUUAAAUCAUGUAUACAUCUAUCCGAAUAUCGAAAAGUUUAUACUGGUGUCAUCCCUAUUAGAAUAAUGGACUCUCAUCCCUCACAUAUUCAGGUCUCAUUCCUACAUAGAUAAUGGAAUGUUCCACUUUUUUUUUAGUCUCUUAGUGGACUGUGCAAUGGAUAACCAAGUGUCCCUCAAACUAUGCAAUAGACUAUUUGCAGGUCUGAGUACUUCAUCAAAUCUGUCAUUUUGUUCUUCCAGUACAUUAGUG